AGCCAAAACCCGCCACUUUCAACCCGCCAAUCAUGUUCUUCCUCGGCUUCGAGCCCCUCAGCCGGCCGCGCUCUCCGAUGCCCCGCCCUCCCGGAACCACCUCGCCUGUGACGUAGGUGGCGCGCGCACGGCCUCGGGGCCCGUCUUUCUCGACUGGGACCGGAGAACGUUGUCGCUUGUCCUAUGACGCGAAAGUAACCAAGACUGUCGGGAUCAGGAGACUGAAAGGACUGAAGGCCGCAGUACUUGACCCUGUAUUUUGGGAGUUGAACGGAGAAUGGAAACUGAAAGUGAAAAUCAAGAAAAGAUAAUGGAAGAAGAAAGCACUGAAAAGAAAAAAGAAGUUGAAAAAAAGAAACGGUCACGAGUUAAACAGGUGCUUGCAGAUAUUGCUAAGCAAGUGGACUUCUGGUUUGGGGAUGCAAAUCUUCACAAGGAUAGAUUUCUUCGAGAACAGAUAGAAAAAUCUAGAGAUGGAUAUGUUGAUAUAUCACUACUUGUGUCAUUUAACAAAAUGAAAAAAUUGACUACUGAUGGGAAGUUAAUUGCCAGAGCAUUGAGAAGUUCAGCUGUUGUAGAGCUUGAUUUGGAAGGCACCAGAAUCAGGAGAAAAAAACCUCUGGGGGAAAGACCAAAGGAUGAGGAUGAGCGCACUGUGUAUGUGGAGUUACUUCCCAAAAAUGUUAAUCACAGUUGGAUUGAAAGGGUCUUUGGGAAAUGUGGCAAUGUGGUUUAUAUAAGUAUACCACAUUAUAAGUCUACUGGAGAUCCAAAAGGAUUUGCAUUUGUAGAAUUUGAAACAAAAGAACAAGCAGCAAAAGCAAUUGAGUUUCUUAACAACCCACCAGAAGAAGCACCAAGAAAACCUGGCAUAUUUCCUAAAACAGUGAAAAAUAAGCCCAUUCCAGCCUUAAGAGUUGUAGAAGAAAAGAAAAAGAAAAAGAAGAAGAAAGGCCGAAUUAAGAAGGAAGACAAUGUCCAAGCCAAAGAGGAAAACAUGGACACAAGCAACACCAGCGUCAGUAAAAUGAAAAGAUCCAGACCCACAUCUGAGGGCUCUGAUCUAGAGUCUCCUGAAACCCAAAAGCAGCCUUCAAAGAAAAAGAAAAAACGGGAUAAAGUUGAAGUAUCCAGCUUACCUGAAGCCAGAACAGGGAAGAGGAAGAGAAGUGGCUCUGAAGAUGCAGAAUCCCUAGCUCCACGAUCAAAAAUAAAGAAAAUUACUCAGAAAGACAUGGUUAAGGAAGCUUCAGAAGUCUCCAGAGAAAAUAGAGAUAUAGAAAUCUCUACUGAAGAGGAAAAGGAUACUGGAGAUCUAAAGGAUAGCUCUCUCUUAAAAACAAAAAGAAAACACAAGAAAAAACAUAAAGAGAGACAUAAAAUGGGAGAAGAAGUUAUACCAUUAAGAGUGCUAUCAAAGAGCGAAUGGAUGGAUUUGAAAAAAGAGUAUUUAGCACUACAAAAAGCUAGCAUGGCUUCUUUAAAAAAAACAAUAUCUCAAAUAAAAUCAGAGUCAGAAAUGGAAACAGACAGUGGAGUACCUCAAAAGACUGAAAUAAAAAAUGAAAAAAGUAAAGACAGCAGUGAAGAGUGUCGCACCCAGGAGAAAGUUAAUGCAUCAGGACCACAGUUCGUGAGUGGAGUGAUUGUGAAGAUCAUUAGCACAGAGCCUCUACCUGGCAGGAAACAAGUCCGGGAUACUUUGGCAGCAAUCUCAGAAGUUCUUUAUGUUGAUUUGCUGGAAGGAGAUACAGAAUGCCAUGCUAGAUUUAAAACUCCUGAGGAUGCUCAAGCAGUAAUAAAUGCAUAUACAGAAAUUAACAAGAAACACUGCUGGAAACUCGAGAUCCUUUCUGGUGAUCACGAACAAAGAUAUUGGCAGAAGAUUUUGGUUGAUAGACAGGCAAAACUUAAUCAGCCUCGGGAAAAGAAAAGAGGCACUGAAAAGUUAAUCACCAAAGCUGAAAAGAUCAGACUGGCGAAGACUCAACAAGCAAGUAAACACAUUAGAUUUUCUGAAUAUGACUGAAAAAAUGUUUACCUCUUAAUACUUCACUAGAUACUUGAGCUAUUGGGAUAUUCACUUUUAUUAUGGUAGCACUGCAUAAUGAAUGUUUUUUUAAUUAAAAGAAAUACUUUUAUUCCUCAACUUGUAAAUAAGACUUUUUUCUUAAGACAAAUACGUUAUAUACCACAAUUUUUUUCUUAAACAUUGUAUUUGUUGAAAUUAUCUUAGAUGUCGAUGUCAGGUGAUUUAGUAAAUAAAUGUGUUUUGAAGAUUA
This is a messenger RNA of Saimiri boliviensis boliviensis (Bolivian squirrel monkey), 2282 nucleotides long. RefSeq names its product La ribonucleoprotein 7, transcriptional regulator (gene LARP7). Gene Ontology annotation, cellular component: nucleus; ribonucleoprotein complex. Lineage: Eukaryota; Metazoa; Chordata; Mammalia; Primates; Cebidae. The record is from RefSeq and is a predicted model, not a curated record. Gene Ontology annotation, biological process: RNA processing. Gene Ontology annotation, molecular function: RNA binding.